GUUUAGUAUUUACCCUGUCCUCAGUUUCUGUCUAGCAUCUAUAGUAGAAUUGACGCUUUUUGCAUUUUUGGUUUGAUUUGUUCCAUUAAAAACUCCUUGAGUAUUAUUUUACAUACAUUUUCCAAACUGGUAAGAUUAGAUCUUGUCUAAAAUGGCCCAUCACGGGCGUGAACCGUCGAGCACAUCAGGUGGCCUUCUGGAGUCGGAUCACGGGCGCCUUCCAGGAGGACCUGGUCACAUGGACGAAGGGUUCGCCCAUACUAGUCAACAUCAUCCUUCCGGUAACACGUACGGUUUCGUGAAAGCUAAGAAGAAAAAGGAGAAGGGCUAUCGCAGCGUGGGAUUGGAUUCGUCCGAUGAGGACUACAAUGACGCAGCCUGCAUUAUCAGUUCUUCGCAAUCCACGCGACAUCAUCCCACUCCAACGCAGAUUUCCUCUGGAUCCAGUUCGACUGCCCCUUCCAGCAGCACUGGAUUCACUUCUUAUCAGUUUCCAGCUGGUUCGCCAUCCACCGGAACUGCCGGCCCUAAAAGCAGCAAAACGAAGCCCGCCUUCCGUUUGAAGAAGAAAAAAUCCUUUAAAGGCAAAGAUUUGUUGACAUCAGACGAACCAUUCACGGACAGUGCUGUGCUGCAGAGCAAAAAAAGCGCGAAACUAAAACAUAAAUCCAGCUUCAGCAGCAAUACAAACCCAUUUGAUGACCGUCCUUUUGCCGUUACACCACUCUCGGUUAGCACGUCCUCCAAGAAAAAUCUGGCUCCAAUAGCGCAGAUGCAGUUUCCAGACGAUUCAGAUACGCAAAUCUUCGGCAUCCCGCUUACGAAGGCCGUACAGAUCGACCGUUGUCCGGAUGGACUGCAGAUCCCAGCAUUUUUCCGUGUAUGCGUGAACUAUAUCGAGGACAAUGGUUUGGAUACAAUUGGUAUUUAUCGCACAUCGGGGUCACAAAGUCGCAUUCAGGAACUGAAGCAGCAUUUCAACCGUGGUGAUCGUGUGCGCUUGAAUGACUAUGAUGUGGCCACUGUAGCUGACGUGAUGAAAAUCUACAUUCGGGAACUACCACAAAAACUGCUUCCAGAAGAACUGCUGCCCGACCUUGAAGACGCUCUCGAAAUCCCAGAAAUGACAAGAAAACUGGAGACCACUCACAAAAUCCUACAACGGCUAGAGCCUUGCCGCCGCACUUUGCUUGGUUGGGUAUUCGUCCACAUGGCUCACAUCAUGGAACACCAGGACGUCAAUAAAAUGAGUCUGAAAAAUCUGGCACUUGUGCUGGAACCCACAUUGCGCAUCCAGAGCAACAAAGUUUUAAAUUUUUUCCUAAGUUACCCUACGGAAAUCUUCCACGAUAUCAGCAUUACCAAAUUGACAGCGCCGGUAACAACCACCUCGACCAAAUCUUCCGGAAAGGUCGCAGACAACGACCAGCGCUUGGUGCAACUGCGCGAGGAGCUGGCCAAGAAGGAAGUCAGCCUGAACCAUAUGCACCAUGAAAUCAAGCAAGGCAAAGCUAGUAAGCGCAAAGAGGAGCAGUUGUGGGAAAUUCAGCGGCAGGUUACGCAACUGAAGCGCACGAUUCGCACCUUUGAAAAGAUGACCACUGUUCCUUUGCAACCAGACGUGAUACCCAGCAGUGGACUGCUUAUUCCGACAAAAGUGAAUAGUGAUGGCAACAAGUCGCCAGUUGUUACAAAAAUCGAAGUGCGUUUUCCACCUGUUGCUAAACCAUCGGAAGUUGAGCCGGAAUCUGCGAGCAAAAGUGAGAAGGAAUCGCCUUUAGCGCCCGUUACUGCAGGCGAUGGUCUUAAUGGAGUUCUGAGUGAAGCCGAACGGAGAGCAAGUGUAGCACAGGCGUUAUACUUAAUCAACGUGCAGGAAGUGCUGCUUAAUCAUAAUGCCGCUCUACGGGAGCAAGUUGCAAAGGAGAGCAAUGUCGUCGUUGGACUUUAUGAACAGCUGCAUGAUUUGCAGAAGCAUGGAGCGGCUUCGCACCAGGCUUGCGAAGAGGAAUUAACAACCCUGGAGCCUGCAUCUCAGGAGCAGCGACAAGAACUUCUCGAAUUGCUCGAGAAGUUCCACAACUUGAAGCGGAUGACGGGAGAGCUGAACGACGCAAUCUGCAGCGAAACCAACGACUGGAUGACCAUUGUCGCUGAAACAAACGCCUUGCGGAUGCAACGCACUACAGCGCCGGUAUCCACUUGAUGCGUUUCAUUGCUACGAUUGAUUUUACUUUCUCUUUCUAAGGUUGCUGACUAAUAGCUGUGCAGAAUAAGUACGUUAAAACAACUUUGUUUUUGUUAAAAUAAUUCCUUGGCAAGAAAAUCCUUGCGGACUUAAGAUGCGGCCAACCUUUUAAAAUGUUUCAGCGAAACCGUUUUUGUGAAUCAUCAAUCAUGGGUAAACUACGAGAAUCUUAACAUGAAUGAACACUUACUUCCGGUGCGUUAUUAAUUGAUGAGUUGUUAUUUAGUAAGCGCAACAAUCCAUUCAUGUGUAUGAGUUGCAUUUUGUAGCGUACUGUACGAGCGCACACAAUAUUAUUACUGUUGAAAGGAAUGCUGUGUAAUCACUGCAUUCCACUAGCACGAUCGCGGAAAUCUCCCACUGUUGAAAAAUUGCGAUCGACAACAAGAUUCGCCGAAUGCUCGUACAAAUCCGUUUGAGUCGGUUAGCAGACCGGUACGAGGUGGCCAGCAUGGCUCAACCAGGGGUGUGUCCCUUUGGGCUGUUGCCCGGUGUUGGUUAGUACGCUGAUGGUGAUCAACUUACUGUACUUACUUAUAUCAUUGCUUCCGGCUAGGCAGAAUCUCUGUAGUCUGUAUUAGUGGUAGCAGCCUUGAAAUAUUGACCGCAUAGCGCUGUGUAGUGAGGAUUUGUGUGUGCAGUGAGAUUGUUGUAUUUCUGGAUCACGUUUUCUCUCGAACGAUUUGUGGAGGAAUCCGCUGACGUUUUAUAUUUUUCAACACUCCAAGAGG
This is a messenger RNA of Paramacrobiotus metropolitanus, 2979 nucleotides long. RefSeq names its product ralA-binding protein 1-like. The record is from RefSeq and is a predicted model, not a curated record. The transcript is spliced from 9 exons. Bases 152 to 2206 code for a protein of 684 amino acids. NCBI's taxonomy places the organism in Eukaryota, Metazoa, Tardigrada, Eutardigrada, Parachela, Macrobiotidae. Gene Ontology annotation, biological process: small GTPase-mediated signal transduction. Gene Ontology annotation, molecular function: small GTPase binding; GTPase activator activity.